Molecule: messenger RNA, 2955 nt
Organism: Medicago truncatula (barrel medic)
Lineage: Eukaryota; Viridiplantae; Streptophyta; Magnoliopsida; Fabales; Fabaceae
Product: EIN3-binding F-box protein 1
Exons: 2
Coding region: 312-2243 (643 amino acids)
Biological process (GO): SCF-dependent proteasomal ubiquitin-dependent protein catabolic process
Cellular component (GO): SCF ubiquitin ligase complex
Molecular function (GO): protein binding
Source: RefSeq, a predicted model, not a curated record
ACCAUUCAUUGUAUGGGAAUCCGUUUCCCACUUGUCUCUUACAAUAAAAACCUUCCCUUUUCCCUUCAUUUUUCAUUCAUCUUCUUUUUCUUCUUCUUCUUCUUUCAACACCCCCAAAUUUUCUCUUUCUUUUUUUGCCCUAUUUCAAUUAGGGUUUCCAAUUUCCACCAUUUCAUACCUUCAAUUCCUCUCUUUCUCUCCUAAUCUCUUAUGCAUAAUUGCCUUCAAUACUCACAAAUCAAAUUCACCGUCUUCUUCUUCUUCUUUGCUGCUUUUUUUGCACUCUUUGGAGGGUUGUUUCAGCUGCACCCAUGUCUCAAGUCUUCGGCUUUUCUGGUGAUAACUUUUGCCAUGGUGGGUUAUACACAAACCCCAAGGAAGCAAAUUUCUUCCUGUCUCUUGGCCCUCAAGUUGAUGUCUACUAUCCACCUCAGAAGAGAUCACGUGUCAGUGUUCCAUUUGUUUUCGAUGGAGAAUGGUUUGAGCAGAAGCAGAAAACAUCUAUUGAAUCUUUGCCAGAUGAGUGCCUCUUUGAGAUCUUUAGAAGGUUGCCUGUUGGUGAAGAAAGGAGUGCAUCCGCUUGUGUUUCCAAACGCUGGCUUAUGCUUCUAAGCAAUAUUUGCAAGAGUGAAAUCUGUAGCAACAAAAGUACCUCCUCAAAUGACGAGAAUAAAAUGGAAUGUGACAGCGAAGAGUUUGGAGGUGAGGGAUACCUUUCCCGCAGCUUGGAAGGAAAGAAGGCAACCGAUGUCAGACUUGCUGCUAUUGCAGUUGGAACUGCAUCACGAGGAGGAUUAGGGAAGCUUUCAAUCCGUGGAAGCAACUCGGAACGCGGCGUGACAACUCUAGGUCUCAAAGCAGUUGCUAGUGGAUGUCCUUCUCUAAAGUCUUUUUCUUUAUGGAAUGUUUCUUCUGUUGGUGAUGAAGGCCUUAUUGAGAUUGCUAAUGGAUGUCAAAAACUAGAGAAGCUUGACCUUUGCAAAUGCCCUGCAAUUUCCGACAAGGCUUUAAUCACAGUUGCAAAGAAGUGUCCGAAUCUGACCGAGUUAUCAUUAGAGUCUUGUCCUAGCAUUCGCAAUGAAGGUCUACAAGCCAUUGGAAAGUUCUGCCCAAAUCUUAAGGCUAUAUCUAUCAAGGACUGUGCCGGUGUUGGGGAUCAAGGAAUCGCUGGCCUGUUUUCUUCGACUUCUUUGGUUCUGACAAAGGUGAAGCUUCAGGCACUGGCUGUUUCUGAUCUCUCUCUAGCUGUUAUUGGACACUAUGGCAAAACAGUUACCGAUCUUGUCCUUAAUUUCCUCCCAAAUGUUAGUGAGAGAGGCUUCUGGGUUAUGGGAAAUGCUAAUGGAUUGCAUAAACUGAAGUCACUCACAAUUGCAUCAUGCAGAGGAGUAACCGAUGUUGGGAUUGAAGCUGUUGGAAAGGGCUGUCCUAAUUUGAAAAGUGUACAUCUUCAUAAGUGUGCAUUUCUCUCAGACAACGGAUUGAUUUCAUUCACCAAGGCUGCUAUAUCACUUGAAAGCCUACAAUUGGAAGAGUGCCACAGAAUUACCCAAUUUGGGUUUUUCGGCGUCCUUUUUAACUGUGGUGCAAAAUUGAAGGCUCUUUCUAUGAUAAGCUGCUUUGGGAUCAAGGAUCUGGACUUGGAAUUGUCACCUGUAUCUCCUUGUGAAUCACUUCGUUCAUUAUCAAUUUGUAAUUGCCCUGGAUUUGGCAACGCCACCCUUUCUGUACUCGGAAAGUUGUGCCCUCAGCUUCAACAAGUUGAAUUGACUGGACUUAAGGGAGUGACAGAUGCUGGGUUGCUUCCACUGCUCGAGAGCUCUGAGGCUGGUCUUGUCAAAGUCAAUCUUAGCGGUUGCGUAAAUCUUACAGACAAAGUUGUUUCAUCCCUGGUCAAUCUGCAUGGUUGGACUCUUGAGAUUCUGAACCUCGAAGGUUGUAUAAACAUCAGCAAUGCUAGCUUGGCAGCAAUUGCUGAACAUUGCCAAUUGCUUUGUGAUCUUGAUUUUUCCAUGUGCACAAUCUCUGAUUCUGGGAUAACAGCCCUGGCACAUGCGAAACAGAUCAAUCUACAGAUUCUUUCUUUGUCAGGUUGCACUUUGGUUACAGACAGGAGUUUGCCCGCUUUGAGAAAAUUGGGCCACACCCUUUUGGGACUAAAUAUCCAGCAUUGCAAUUCAAUCAGCAGCAGCGCGGUUGAGAUGCUUGUUGAACAUCUUUGGAGGUGUGACAUCCUUUCCUGAACUGCAAGAUUUAAUCUCACACGGCAAUUUAGGCUCGAUACAGAACAUGCAGAAGUCUAGUUACACGGCAUAGUAGUUUUUUGGUCCAUUAACUUUGGGUCUUGAUCAUCAUCCAGCGACUCGGGUCCCUUUUUCCGGAGUAUGCAGUCAUUUAACCAUAUUUUUUUGCAGAUUCCUUUGAUUGGAAUUCUGUUUUUGGCACCAUGUAUUUGGUUUGCUGUUUUUAAAUGGCUGCAUAUCUCUGAGAACACAACUACCGGGUUCUGGAGUUAGGAAUCUUUGUUACUUUGGGUUGGCACCUGAUGUUUUUAGCUCGGCUUUGUAUCGGUUUUGCCACAAUUUCUUAGUUCCCUCUGUCUAUGUUUUUACAGUUAUCUGUACCACGGUGUCCAUAGGUGUUUUGACUCAAAGGGAGGUAUCGGUAUUUGUGCUCUUGUUAGGGUUGUUGCAGUUGUCUAGUUCAGAGUUAUGAUGCCUUGUGUUCGGGGGCCUUGGCUGUGGCAGCAAGUUAUACAUGUCUGCCAUGACAAUCUUUUUCCAUUGGGAAAGGUUGUUUUUUAUACCAGGCCCUAGUUUUUUUAAGGCUUCAUUUUUUUAUGAACUUGUCACUGUAACUUCUAUAUUGUGUACUGAUGCUGAUAUCUGCCCCUUUGUGUUGUAUGGUAUAUUACCACAAUGAUGAAAUAAAAUUUGCAGUUUCUUUCCAAAAGCA